This is a messenger RNA of Coffea arabica (coffee), 1587 nucleotides long. NCBI's taxonomy places the organism in Eukaryota, Viridiplantae, Streptophyta, Magnoliopsida, Gentianales, Rubiaceae. The record is from RefSeq and is a predicted model, not a curated record.
UCCUUUUGCUCUUUUGGUGGUAUUCACAUGAUUCACUUUUACCCUUUUUUCGUUGUUGCACUACUCUAGUUAGUGUGAUUCUGAUGGUUGGAAAUGUCACUGCCUUUAGUUGCGAAUAUGGUGCUGUUAGUAGCAAAAUUUAUGUUUGCAAUCUCAUUUUAAUACUGACUAGAGACCACCAAUGGAUGCUAAUUCCUUGUGAAUUGAGUUGUAUCUCAUUUUAUCUGCAUGGCGAGUGCUACCAAAUCAGUGAACUUGUAUUGAGAAUGAAGUAGUAUCUUUGGAUUAAGUAAUCAUCUUUGACUUUCAUAACUUUUUGGCAUAUGAUCUUGUGCUUCUUGUUUGUACGUGUCAAAAACAUUUUAAAUAUCAUUUACUAGUAUUUAUUGAAAGCUGAAAGAUGCUAUCUGCUCUGAAUGUAAGAUUUGUUGUAGAAACAUAAAUGGGUAGAAACAUAAACUCUGAAUAAAAGGGGCAACAUGAAUGGGUAGUGUAUUCUUGGGUGUCUUCCAAUGAUUGUGAUCAUCUUCUUGAGGUGUUUGACUGGCAACUGCACAUGUAUAUCGUGCCAUAAAGUUGUUUUGUAGAUGGGAAGGAGACAAAUGAGCUUUCUGAUAAGUCUAUACGAUUGACUAUAUAUACAUGUUGUCUUCUUAUUUUACCAUCUUUUUUUUCUCUUUUGUUGAUGUUUACUCCUCUCUCUUAUGUUCCUCCUACAAUUUUCAUUUGCAUCAACUGUACCAUCAAUCUGAGCUUGAAUCAUCGAGAAAAUAGAUUUACAUGUUUCAUGAAAGUUAAUACUUAUUGAAGCAUGUAAAAAAUAAAAUAAAAUGUUCCUCACUAUCGUUUGCCUGAUGAUUCAGGAAAAGCAUUCUGAGGAGUCCUACAAUUUGGCCUGCAUUCUGACUCUUCCUCCUUAUCAGAGGAAAGGCUAUGGGAAAUUUUUAAUUGCUUUUUCAUAUGAACUUUCAAAAAAAGAAGGCAAGGUUGGUACACCAGAAAGACCUCUUUCUGACCUUGGACUUUUGAGCUAUCGGGGAUACUGGACUCGUGUUCUGUUAGACAUAUUGAAGAAGCACAAGGGCAACAUCUCUAUCAAGGAGCUUAGUGACAUGACAGCCAUCAAGGCUGAGGAUAUCUUGACUACACUUCAAACAUUAGAGUUGAUCCAAUACAGAAAAGGGCAGCAUGUCAUCUGUGCAGAUCCCAAGGUCUUGGAUCGUCAUCUGAAAGCAGCUGGUCGGGGCGGUCUAGACGUUGAUGUUAGUAAAUUGAUAUGGACUCCGUAUAAAGAGCAGAGCUAAGUAGUUUGGUUAUCAAAGUUUUCUGUGGCUUAUUAACCCUUAUGUACAUGUGUAGAAUAGUUUAAAGUUGGAAAACCAGGUGACUCUCUCUGCUAAAUACUUCAGUCGAAGGAUGUUAUUGGGGUGGAUAGGUAUGUUGACACAUUGUUAUUAACUGGUUGUAAGUUGUAACAUAGGCACAUGUAAAAUGUAGCAUCUACUUAAUGUUGCCAAGAAACCAGAGCCUUUCUUUAUUAUCUACUGUGCCAACAGGUUGCUAUUAUGAAAUCUGUUCGAUCAAAGA